CUGGUUGCGCAUAAGUUCUGCUGCCAGAAACGAAAGAUCUUCAACCAUGAAUCCAGAAGAGCAAAUAGUGACUUGGCUGAUUUCAUCGGGGGCCCUAAAUUCCCCCAAAAUGCGGAUUGGUGACCCUGAGCAGUUCCUCAAAAUGUCCUUGAAGGACGGAGUAGUGUUGUGCAAGCUUGCUCUACGGCUUUUUCCAGGGUUUCUAGACAAGUAUUGUUUAGAGCCCAAGACAGAAGCAGACUGCAUUGGCAACAUCAAGGAGUUCUUAAAUGGGUGUGCAGCACUUAAAGUGGAGCUGUUUGAUGCACAUGAUCUGUACACAGGAGACAAUUUUCACCAGGUGCUGAAUACUCUUGCAGCUAUAAACAAAGCCACAGAAGAUCAGCAGUCUGCCAGGCCAUGCUCGCGUUUGCCAUCUCCUAGCUCCCCCGGGGGUGACAGCCAUCCUUUCCUGCAAGGAGCAGCUGCAAAGUCGACGAGAGCAGUACAGAGGCAGUCGGGAGUGGGGGAGAUGACUGAGAAUGGCAACCAUCAAUUGGUGGUCAAGGCCAGGUUCCACUUCAAGCAGACGAAUGAAGAUGAGCUCUCGAUCAACAAAGGCGAUAUUAUCUAUGUCACCCGGGUUGAGGAAGGCGGUUGGUGGGAAGGGACUCUUAACGGAAAGACUGGCUGGUUCCCCAGUAAUUAUGUCAGAGAAAUUAAAUCCACUGAUAAGCCACUCUCUCCUAAAGGUUUAAAAGGAGCUGAGAGCCCCCAACUAACAAAGAAUUAUUAUACUGUGGUACUUCAGAAUAUUCUGGAAACAGAGCGAGACUAUGCCAGGGAACUGCAGGCUCUUUUGGGAACAUACCUGAAACCCCUCCAGUCCUAUGACAAGCUGAGCGCUGUAGAGAUUGCAUCUUUACUUGGAAAUGUGGAUGACAUCUGCUCCUUUCAGCAAACACUCCACCAGGCAUUGGAAGAAUGUGCAAAACUUCCAGAGAACCAGCAAAAAGUGGGAUGCUGCUUCCUAAGCCUGAUGCCCCAGUUCAGAUCACUAUACCUCACCUACUGCGCUAACCAUCCAUCAGCUGUCAACGUCUUGACCCAACACAGUGAUGAACUGGAAAAGUUCAUGGAGAUUCAAGGGGCAUCCUGUCCAGGGAUCCUGACCUUAACAACGAGCCUCAGCAAACCAUUUACACGGCUGGAUAAAUAUAUCUCCCUUCUCCAGGAACUGGAGCGGCACAUGGAGGAAGUGCAUCCUGACCACGAAGAAGUCGUGAAAGCUGUCACAUCCUUCAAGUCUCUUGUGUCCCAGUGUCAAGAGCUGAGGAAGAGAAAACAACUUGAGCUCCAGAUCCUUUCUGAGUCCAUUCAGGGAUGGGAAGGCGAAGAAAUAAAAUCCAUGGGCCCUGUCAUUUAUAUGUCACAAGUCAUGGUCCAGUAUGGAGCAAGUGAGGAGCGAGAAGAGAGAUACUUUAUGCUGUUUUCAAACAUUCUGCUGAUGCUCUCGGCCAGUCCUCGGAUGAGUGGCUUCAUCUAUCAGGGGAAACUGCCUUUAACAGGAAUGGUGGUGACAAAACUUGAAGAUAUGGAUGGAAAUGAACGUGCUUUCGAAAUUGGAGGAACUAUGAUAGACCGGAUCACGGUACACUGUAACAGCAGCCACGAUCUGCAUGAAUGGCUGGACCAUUUGCAAAGGCCGACAAGAGGAGGAGCUUCAAGUGGCACCCUGUCCAAGACACACUCUUGGAGUUCUCACUCGACCUUCAGCUCUACUGGACAAGCUCGUGGCCCUUUGGAGCCACCAAAGAUCCUCAAGCCCUGGACCUUAAGUUGCCUCAGACCUGCCCCUCCCCUCCGGCCAUCAGUGGCUCUCAGCUAUAAAGAGCGGAUGUCCUACAUCUUAAAGGAUUCCAGCAAGAGUCCAAAGACAAUGAAGAAGUUCCUUCCUAAAAGGAAAACUGAGAGGAAAGCUUCUGAUGAGGAAUUUGUUAUUAGGAAAAGUACUGCUGCAUUGGAAGAAGAUGCCCAGAUCCUGAAAGUGAUUGAGGCCUAUUGCACAGGAGCUGGCUUUCAGCAAACCCUCGGUUCAGGUUCCCGGAAAGACUCCGUCCCCCAAGUCCUGCUUCCCGAAGAAGAAAAAAUAAUUAUUGAGGAAACACGAAGCAAUGGUCAGACCAUCACAGAGGAGAAAAGCCUUGUGGAUACUGUCUACGCGCUGAAGGAUGAGGUCAAGGAACUAAAGCAGGAGAAUAAAAGGAUGAAGCAAUGCUUGGAAGAAGAGUUGAAGUCCAGGAAAGAUUUGGAGAAAUUAGUCCGGAGGCUGUUAAAGCAAACAGAUGAAUGUGUUCGGGAAGAAGCCAGCCGCAGGUCUUCGGUCCUGGCUUGAUGUCUGAACUGUGCUGCGGGCAGCUUGCAUGCGACUUCAGGUAUUCUGGCAAGGUUGAACUCUGAUUCCUCUUGCUCCUUAUGUUGGAUUUUGG
Heteronotia binoei (common prickly gecko) is the source of this 2468-nucleotide messenger RNA. It is a transcript of the gene ARHGEF6, whose product is annotated as Rac/Cdc42 guanine nucleotide exchange factor 6. The coding region runs from base 47 to 2374 and encodes 775 amino acids. The record is from RefSeq and is a predicted model, not a curated record. NCBI's taxonomy places the organism in Eukaryota, Metazoa, Chordata, Lepidosauria, Squamata, Gekkonidae. Gene Ontology annotation, molecular function: guanyl-nucleotide exchange factor activity; protein binding. The transcript has 22 exons.